AUUAUUUGUGCUAUACGUGGCAACUGCGCCGUCUCUAAUUAUUUGUGCUAUACGUGGCAACUGCGCCGUCUCCAUACAUCGUCGCAUUGCGGCGGUAGCCGAAGAAGAGCGAGGCCCCCAGGCAGGAGUCGAGCACAAGACGUUAGACCAAACGCGUCGUCUUUGUUUUUUAAUUUCGACUCGAUGUUUUAUAAGGAGACAAUAAUUUUUGUUUAGUUAGUUGUCUCAAAGUUUGUAAUUUCAAGUGACAAUAAACCGAAAGUAUACAGUCCACUGAACAUUUUAUUUCGUCGAUGGUUUAUUUGUUUCCUUAAGCCAAGGGGAAAUUACAUUUUGGUCACUUCGUCCGGAUAAUUGGAUUGGAAUUUCGUCGUCGACUUGCUGUGCUGCAAGAGCUGCCUGCCGCCAUUUUGGAUCGUUGAACCGGCGUUCGGUCGGUAAAUAAGGUGGGUCCAUUCCAAAUUAUUUCCUUUUUCUGCUUCCUUGUAGUUGUUGGCAAUUUUCGUUACUAUCAAUAGUGUAAUUAGUUGUUUUUCGUCGUUUUACUCAUUUCGGGGUAAAUAUUUUGUUGAUAUUAUUUCGCCUAUUGAUAAUUUUGAUCGUUUCGUAAGCCUGAUUUUUGAUUUUCGUAAACAUUAUGAGUGUAGUAGUCGAAAACAUGGAUGUCCUUAUUCGAAAACGUGGAUCAUUUAAGGCAAAGGUCACUCAUUUUGAAAAGUACGUCGCAAAUUUGGAAAACACGUAUCCAGACAAAAUCGUGUCGGAUCGCGUUGCAUUUUUAGACUUGGAAACGCGUUAUGAACGGUUUUCACAGGUUUUUGAUGAAUUUGAGUUAGUGCAAAACGAAAUCGAAGAGUCUUGUGAUCUUGCUUCGAUAAAUUCGCAGUAUGAGGAACGCGAAAUUUUUAAUAAUGCUUAUUUUAGGUUGAUGGCCAAGGCUAAAUCAUUUCUUGCGGAUGAUAGUGUAGAUAACGUGAAAAGUAGUGGUAGGUCCGUUGCGGGUUCGGUAGCCACGCAAAAUACAAAUAUUUCGCAAAAUUUGGUUCAGGAUUUUAAACGAGUUAAACUUCCAACCAUCGAGAUUCGCACUUUCACAGGUGAAUACGGUAAGUGGUUAGAGUUCCGUGAUACCUAUGUAUCGUUAAUUCACGAAAAUGAUGCCUUAUCGGACAUACAAAAAUUUCAUUAUUUAAGAUCAUUUUUGGCGCCUAAAGUGUUGGAAGUUAUCGCGAGUUUAGGGUUUACAGGGACAAAUUACGAGGCUGCGUGGAACUUAAUCUACGGUUGUUAUAAUAAUAACAAAAUUUUGAUUCAAAAUCAUCUUCGCGGUUUAUUCACGUUAGACAAGAUUCAGGAAGAAUCUCCUUCGGUGCUAAGAGACUUAGCAGAUAAUGUGGAUAAGCAUAUAAGAUCUUUAAAUGCUCUUGGGGAAGACACCACUAAUUGGGACACCUUGUUAAUUUAUCUCGUUUCGUCUAAAUUAGAUUCCAUGUCACUAAAAAAGUGGGAAAGUGCCAAAGGUGAGGCCAAAAAAUCGUUGUUGCCAGAUUUGACUAAAUUUCUUCGAGAUCGAGCCAAUUUUUUGGAAUCGUUAGAGCAGGCAAAACCUGACAAAAAGUCAAAUUCGAAAUUUAGGGCAGGGAUGGAAUCCAAAUAUAAUAAGCAAGGUAGUUCAAGGUCUUUUGUUGCGACAGGGCAAUCGUGUUGCUAUUGUAAAAAGGAGCAUUUCAUACAAAACUGUCCAGAUUUUGUAAAUUUAAGUGUGAAUGAGAGAAUUCAGGAAGCGAAAAAAUUGCGUUUGUGUUUGAAUUGUUUGAGAGCUGGGCAUGUUUUAAAAGAUUGUCGUUCGAUUGUUUGUAAAAUUUGUAAGUUUCGGCACAACGUGUUGUUGCACAUAAAUCGAGAAAAGGCGGCGGAAACGACCGCUGCCGCUGCUACCAGUUCCUCUACUACAGAAAAGGAGGAAACUGUGAAUUGUAGCUUCGCUUCGCAUAAAAAUGAUGGUGUUCUUUUGUCAACUGCGGUAGUUAGGGUCUUGGGAAAAAACAAUAAAUGGGUUACAGCACGCGCUUUAUUGGAUCCUGGAUCGCAGAGUAGUUUUUUGUCAAGGUCAUUUGUGGACAAGCUUUCAAUACCUGUAACUAAAGUAAAUAUCAACAUUUGUGGUUUGAACGAAACUGAGUCUGCGGUUUCUGGAAAGGUGAAUGUUAAGGUCCAAUCCCGUAUAAAUGACUUUUCGUUGGAAUUAUCCUGUUUUGUUAUCCCUCUCGUUACAGGGUCGUUGCCCAAUUUCAAGGUCGACAGUCAAAAUUUGAAUAUUCCUGCAAAUGUUUCGUUGGCAGAUCCUACAUUCUGCACAAGUGGUCCUGUUGACAUGCUGAUUGGAGCCGAUUCCUUCUGGGAUUUGUUAUGUGUAGGCCAGAUCAAACUAGGGCCCAAUGGACCAUUUUUGCAGAAAAGCAAACUCGGAUGGAUAGUGUCAGGAAAGGUGGCUCGGCUAAAUAACUUGGAGGGGUACAACAGUUUGCAAUUUUGUUAA
Molecule: messenger RNA, 2539 nt
Organism: Sitophilus oryzae (rice weevil)
Lineage: Eukaryota; Metazoa; Arthropoda; Insecta; Coleoptera; Curculionidae
Exons: 1
Coding region: 638-2539 (633 amino acids)
Molecular function (GO): nucleic acid binding; zinc ion binding
Source: RefSeq, a predicted model, not a curated record